AUGGACUCUUGUAGGAGACACUCCACCCUCCCGUGGGCAAUUGCUCUGACUUGGAGCAUCAUCUGCGUAAAUGUUUUUACCACAUCAGCUGAGUGGCACGGAGACCUGUCAGACUAUGAGUUGGCCAGCUUUGACAAUCCCGAUAUUUUGGAUAAAACUCAAAGACGUGCAUCAAAGUUCAAUCAUUUUGCAUUGAGUGACCAUGGUGAUGUGUAUGUUGGAGCUGUCAAUUGUUUGUACAGGUUGAACAGUGGUUUGGCAGAGAUACAGAAUGUAUCAACCUGUGAUGACAGCAGGCCAGAUAUGCCCUGCCAUGAUACAAAUAACUACAACAAGAUACUGAUAGUUGACAAUACUCAACCAAACAGUUUGAUAACCUGUGGCGGUGUGUAUGAGGGUAUUUGUCAGUUACGGCAGUUGCAAGAUAUCAGUAACGUGAUGAUGGAGUCGGUUCCCUACGUUGCUGGGUUUGAGGAUGCAUCAACCGUUAGUCUGAUUGCUCCGGGGCAAAACAGUGUAUCGGUGCUUUUUGUUGCCGUUACGUAUACUGGUGAAAAUAUUAACGAACGAGGAAUCUUUCCAGUAAUUGCAAGAAGAGCCCUGGAACAUUAUCAAUUUUUAUCGCAAAAGGAAUUUAGGGAUGCCGUAUUUUUCAUGAGCUAUGCCAAAGUGGAACAGUUUUGCAUAAAGUACGUUUCAGCAUUUGCCUACAGUGGAUUCACAUACUUUGUUACCUUCCAGAAGGAGGAUUUGAAUUCCGCCCAAUUUGUUACUAAGAUGAGCAGAGUAUGUCAAAGCGGUCCAAACCUAGACGCCUACACAGAAAUUACCCUACAGUGCAGUGGAUCCGAUGGCAGUGUGUACAGCUUGGUGCAAGCAGCUCACUUUGGACCAGCAGGACCUGAUCUAGCGGCAUCAUUGGGUCUCCAUGCAGACGACCAGGUGCUGUAUGCUGUGUUCGCCAAGAACCAAGGAGCUCCGGGUACCAGUCAUGUACCCAUCGAUCACUCAGCAUUGUGUGUGUACAGGAUGACGGAUAUCUUGGCUGCCUUCAAAGCAGCAGUCACAGGCUGUAUAAAGAAUGGAAAUGCCUUCUCUGUUGACUAUUUGGAGGGUUCUUUUUGCAGUAGUUUCGGGAUUGACAUUCUGGAUCGCUAUUUCUGCAUACCCGUGACCAAUGAUGCAUCUCAAACGCCAUUAUUCAAGUACGCAAAGGGCAUAGCCCCCGUUCCAUCCACGGCAAUUCUAGAGCUGCCUGGUACUCUCAUGUCAUCAAUCAUAACCACUAUAGAAGUCAACCACACCAUCGCUUUAAUCGGGACAUCGAGUGGAGAUCUACUCAAGGUUCAUAUGGAAAGUAACACUGCCAGCCGACUUUAUGAACGCAUUAGUGUUGAUACCAGUCCAGUUCUGCCAGAUGUCAAGGUUAAUGAGACAGCACGUGUACUAUUUCUCUUGACGGAACAAAAGUUGAUGAAGCUUCGCGUGGAGAAUUGUAGCCAGUACACUACAUGCCAAACGUGUAUUGGGACUGAUGCAGGGAAUAAUGGAGACCCAUAUUGUGGAUGGUGCACUCUGGAACGAAGAUGUACGAGAUAUUCCGACUGUCCAUCACCUGAUGUAUCUACUCGAUGGUUGGCCUACAAUGCUGCUCAGUGCAUUAAUAUUACCGAUGUAGCUCCCUAUGAUAACCUACCAAUUACAGUCACUGAGCAACAGAUCACCCUGACUGUGCAGCAGUUACCUGAUCUAGGGACAGGCCAGAGUUAUGAAUGUCAUUUUGGGUCAUUCGAAUCUCCAGCUACGAAGAAUGGUGAAGUACUAGAGUGUACGUCACCUCCUAGUGAUGGGAUACCUGCCAUUCCACAAGGAGAUGAUGCAGUACACGUAGAUUUGGGUGUCGAAUCAUCUGAAACUUCAGUUCAAUUCAUAGACACCGACUUCUACUUCUAUGAGUGUUCAACGCACACUUCCUGUGUAUCCUGCGUUGGUAGUCGCUGGGCCUGUGAUUGGUGCGUGUUUGAGAACAGAUGUACUCAUGAAAGCUCCACAUGCACACGUGCUAAUGAAAUCAUCAUUACUGGAGAUAACGAACCUGAGUUUUGCCCUCAGCUGCUUAACCAGACUGCUGAGGUGCUGCUUCCUAAUGACAUUAUGAGGAACAUCACUGUCAUGACUACAAACCUGCCAGACGAAGCUGAGAUUUCUAGCUAUCAGUGCAGCUUAGAUAUAGAGGGAUCACCUCAGGCUGUUAAUGCAGAUCGCAAUGGAGAUAGGAUCACAUGCCAAGAUAAGGCUUACACUUACCUCUCCAAUGAUGAACCAGAGAUGGAAGUGAAACUGUCUGUUUCAUGGACUGACAAAAGCGGUGUUGCGCACAUCCUAGAUGACAUACAUGGAUUUGAUGUUACAUUGUACAAGUGUAAAAUCCAGAAGCCAGACUGCAGCCGUUGUGUUACAGCCCGCUCAGCCCUCGAUUGUGUUUGGUGUGGUGCCAUGCCGAGCGAGUCUGGUGUUUGCAAACUGAAUGAAGUUUGCAGUGAAAAUAGGGUGACUUUGGAUAAUGGAUUGAACUGCCCUGAUCCAGUUCUGAGUGAGGUAUUUCCCUUGACUGGGCCCAUUGAAGGCAACACAGUCAUAGAUGUGAUGGGAACUGAUAUCGGUCGGAGAUUGAGUGAUGUUGUGAGGGUGAUGGUUGGCGAUCAACCAUGUGAUCUGGCUGGAUUAAACUCAGACUACCAAAUUGGAGCAAGUGUCAGCUGCCGAACGAGAGCAGAGAGUAAAGGAGAUGAGUUGGUUACUUUGACAGUCACGGGUGCAGAUGGUACAAUGCAGUACAGCUCAGGAACGGUCAACUUUAGCUUCACAGACCCAACAAUUACAGUAUUCCAACCCAGCCUCGGCCCAGAAGCCGGUGGGACGGCAGUUAGUGUGAAUGGUACAGCUCUCAACACAGGACGCAAUAUUAAAGCGUUCAUCGGCGACAAUCCUUGCAUCAUAACAAGCAAACCGGUUGAAUCCAUGCUAGAAUGCACAACCACUGCUGGCCAAGUUGGAUAUCAAGGUGUUGUGAAAGUCUCCUUCGAUGGGGCCAUGAGAACCUCAUCAGAUAUGUACACGUACGCUGAGAAUCCUACCAUUACUGAGGUGUCUCCUCUGAAAAGCAUCGUUUCGGGUGGUCGAAAUUUGACGGUUACUGGGACUUUUCUAACCACAAGUAGAAACCGUCAAAUCGUUGUCACUAAUGGAAACGGUAAUCGUAAAGUGGAGACUUUGUCAGAGAUCAAUGAAACAUUUGGCUUCAUCAUGGAUGGGGUCACUCAUCUGUUGGCAUGGUCUGAGGAUAACGAUGUCCACCUGGAGUACUUUGAGGAUCCAGAAUGUCAAGGUGAAUCUGCAACAGAGAUGCGGUGCCCGUCUCCAAACAUAAGAGACCUCGACACGAGCAAUGUAAAGUUGACCUUUGGCUUCAUCAUGGAUGGGGUCACUCAACUGUUGACAUGGUUUCAGGAUAACGAUGCCAACUUGGAGUACUUUGAGGAUCCAGUGUAUAACAAAUUUGAAGAUGGUAUGAAGGACAAAGAAGGAGAAACCUUAAAAAUCACGGGCGAGCGGAUUGACAGCGCCAUCACAGAGGGAGAAAUCAUCGUGACGAUCGGAGUAGAGAGCUGUCCCAUUAGCCUGUUCACUGGGACAACACUCGUAUGUGAAUUGCCCGAUGAGGCACCAGCAGCCAGUGACUACAUGGGAGAGGAUUCUGGGAAAGGUCUGCCUGUGGUAUGGGUUCGUCACAAUAAUUUAAAAUGCAAGUUGGGCUACUUGGUUUAUCCCACGGUGCCACUUGUCGCUAUACUUGUACCGAGUUUGACCAUCCUACUCUCCAUGGCGAUACUGCUCGCUGCUACCUUCGUGUAUUGCAGACAAUUGCGAAGGAAGCGCACCCACAACCGAAGACUAUUGGGCAGGAUAGUGGCGAUUCAUCUCGAAAUUGACUCCCAUGUCAAAAGACGCAGGUGGUAUAGAUCCCAGAAACAGUCGGAAUCUGCUCAGCCAAAACAAAAGCGCAUUGUCCUGAACAACAAGGUCAGCUUCGUUCCCGACGACAUUCAUAUCGACUUCAGCCAACUGGAAUUGGGGGAAACUCUCGGACAAGGUGCAUUUGGACGUGUACUGAAAGCUGUUCUACACAACACGUCAGGGGAAGAUCAAAUUGUAGCAGUGAAGACAGUGCAAGACACCUCGGACACGAAAAAUGUGGUGAAGUUCCUGGAGGAAAGCCUGAUCAUGAAAACCUUCGACCAUGUCAACGUACUGGGGCUUCUGGGGUUGACCUUUGACGCUGACGAAAAACCCUUGAUGGUGAUACCCUUCAUGGCAAACGGUGACCUCAAGACAUAUCUGGUCAAGAAGAAACAGACCUUGGCGACAUCUCUGCUGAUGAGGUUUGCCUCACAUGCCGCACUUGGUAUGAGUUACUUGGCUCAGCACAAGUUUGUCCACAGAGAUCUUGCGGCCAGAAAUUGCAUGGUGGAUAGCGAUCUUCUGGUGAAGAUAGCGGAUUUUGGACUGUCCCGUGACAUGCACGAAUCGGAUUACUACACAAGCGGCGAUGCCCAGGCUAAGCUGCCUAUCAAAUGGAUGGCUCCCGAGUCCAUGGAACGUCGAGUGUACAACGCCAGGACUGACGUGUGGUCAUACGGUGUGCUCCUGUGGGAGAUUUUCAGUAAGGGUGCAAGACCGUAUCCAGGAAUACCCCUCCAAGAUGUGUAUAUUUUCUUGAAGAGUGGUCAACGCAUGGAUGCUCCCAAGAACUGCCCGCCAGAAAUCUACGGCAUAAUGGUACGUUGCUGGCAGGACAACCCCAAGUCACGUUGCACCUUUGUCGAAGUUGCAAACGAGCUGGAAGAACUGUUGGAGGGAGACCGUGACUACGUAGCAGCUUCUAGUGCGGGUGUGGUUGGUAAGCGACCCAUCGAACAUCGCGAAGAACCUGGUGUCACAGACGACAGCUAUCUGGUCCCGAUGCAGCAGGAGACCGCCUUUGGUGCUGACGGCCCGUGUAGUGACGGAGAAACCAGCGGGAGCCAUGCAAACGCCGCCCGUGAUCCCUUGGAUUAUGUCAAUAAAAUUGUCAUUAGAUAA
This is a messenger RNA of Patiria miniata (bat star), 5142 nucleotides long. RefSeq names its product plexin-B-like. NCBI's taxonomy places the organism in Eukaryota, Metazoa, Echinodermata, Asteroidea, Valvatida, Asterinidae. Bases 1 to 5142 code for a protein of 1713 amino acids. The record is from RefSeq and is a predicted model, not a curated record. Gene Ontology annotation, cellular component: semaphorin receptor complex. Gene Ontology annotation, biological process: protein phosphorylation; semaphorin-plexin signaling pathway involved in axon guidance; positive regulation of axonogenesis. The transcript is spliced from 28 exons. Gene Ontology annotation, molecular function: protein binding; protein tyrosine kinase activity; semaphorin receptor activity.